Messenger RNA from Aphidius gifuensis, 4828 nucleotides. RefSeq names its product proton channel OtopLc (gene OtopLa). The record is from RefSeq and is a predicted model, not a curated record. NCBI's taxonomy places the organism in Eukaryota, Metazoa, Arthropoda, Insecta, Hymenoptera, Braconidae. Gene Ontology annotation, biological process: proton transmembrane transport. Gene Ontology annotation, cellular component: membrane. The coding region runs from base 1454 to 3958 and encodes 834 amino acids. The transcript is spliced from 7 exons. Gene Ontology annotation, molecular function: proton channel activity.
CGUAUGGAUCACCUCGUAGUUUAUGUUAACAAAAUUUCAUACAUGUACAGCUUGUAAAAAUGGUUUCUAUAGCGUUAGGGCUUAGGCUUAGUAAUUAGGAAGUUGUAGGUUCGAACCCGGUUAGGAAAAAAUUCUUGAAAAAAAAUAAGUGACCGAGGAAUAUAUACAAUUAUCAACAUGAAAUACCAUCUCGUUGAAAUUUUUUUUUUUUUUUGUAUUUUAAUUCAACGUGACACGUAGAAAUUUUCACAGGAUACCUCGUAAAAAUUACGACAUUGUACUCAAAAAAAAAACUUAUCUUUUAGCUUAUGUUUUAAUUCUCUCAGUGUAGAAGCAAAAAUCAUAUGGCAGUAGAAAAUCAAUACUCGACAUAACUAUACAAUAUUCUCGGGCGCAACCUCAAAUAAAAAAUGAUUUUUGAACGAUAAAAAAUUUGAAUAUGACACCAAUUUUUAAAUAUUUAGGUAGAUCUUUCAAUGAGUUAUUAGUAUCGGGGCAAUUAUUGAAUCAAAAACGAUAUGAAUUGAUGAUCGUCACUCAAAAAUUGUACAUAUUGUAAAGAUGAUAAAACAAAGAAGAAAAACAACAAGAUCUCGCGCAGACAAAAUAGUCAAUGACCUCUGUUUUAGUUAAGGAGGUCAGUAGUUCGACAAUCUACUGUGCUAUCUCUAAUGUCAGUCACUUAUUUUUCUCAUUAUUGAUUUUACACUUAUUUCUAAUCUCUCAUAUGUCAAUGGGUGAUCCAACUAAUAGAGUAGUAAUGUAAAAAAAAUAAGCAUUUAAUUUCUCCUGGUUCAUGAAAAGUAUUAUAUUACUAUGAAUUUUAUACUGGUUAGUGGUCAAAAUAAAAGACUGAUGCGCUGGCGCAAGCUGCUAUUUGCCCGGGACGAUAACACCCAGGCAAGAGCCUCAGUCUCCGGGCUGCUGGGAGUGUCGAAUCGUGUUUUACAUCGCAAUUUAAAUCUUAAAGAGUUAUCUAGGAAUUCGUCUUGUUUAGUAUUUGUGACUAAAAUAAACAUUAGUCAUUAGUCAUUUAAUCAGGUUAAGAAGUGAAAAAAUAAUAGUGAGGAAAAAAUAUUAGUUUUUUUAUUAUUGAGUAUUACAAGGCGUAAAUCCACUGUUCAGUAAGGAUUUUUUUAUAUUUUUCUUUAAAGUAACACUCAAAGUCAGUCACUAACGAUUCAGGUUUUCAAAAAGUCAAUUAUGAUCAUAUCACGAUCUCUUUAACCAAUAUUGAAUACGUGAAAUGACCUCAUUGAGUAGUGCUUUUCAUAACAGAAAACAAAUUGCAACUCGUCAUACUUUUUUGGAUAAUUUUAUCUCAAUUUCGAAUACAGAAGUUGAUUUACAAACUAAUUACAUCGAACAUAAAAUUUUAUUUUUUCCGAUAAUUAAUUUUAAUAAUUUUUGAGAGACAGUUCAGUGAAAAAAUUAAAGACACAAACUAAAAACAAUGGUGGGUAGUGGUAAUUUUAAAGUUGCAACUGUUGAAGUUGAAGCGUUAUCGACGAAUGACAACACAUCAACGCUUCCUUCGAAUCGUACUCUUAACCCACAAAAUAGUGGUGGUGAAGUUGGUCCACCAGCAAAUGCUCAAGAUAAUGCUGAAAAGAACAACGCUGCGAACAAAGAAAUGGAACUUAAAAAUGUUCGAUCAACACCUUCAAAACAAACAUCAUUAUUCAUCAUUAUGAGUUUCAUUUAUGCAAAGCUGCUAGUCGUUAUUUGUAUUGCUUACGUAAUAAGCGAAGUUGUAACUCAUAAGCUGCCACUAUACUAUUUUGAAGGAUUUUUCACUUAUCUCUAUGGUAUGAGUAUCCUGUUCCUGCUAUACGUAUUUUGCUUCCUCCUUCAAGAAAGUGCUUGUUGUGCAAGAAACGAGUCGCCUUCAGCGAUACCCGAACCACCAAAACAACCAAAAGAAUCAAAAAAUAAAAAUGAAAAAAAGGAUAAAAAAAAUAAUAAGAAGGAUCCUAAAAGUGGAAAAAGCAAAAAAAAAUCACAGGAUGCAACUGAUGUAGAAGCCGGUGUCUCAACUCGAGUUCUCCGAAGACGCAAAACAUCUCAGAAUUAUCACAGCCAUGGAAGCUUUUUUCUUAGGAUCGGAGCUAUUGCUUUUGGACUUGGAACAAUGGUAUACAAUGGGCUGGAAUUUGGAGCAUUUUUCGAAAUUCCACCAACUUCACCCUGCUUCCAAAUUCUUCACGGUGUGAACCCAAUUCUCCAAAUGGUCUUUACUUUUAUGCAAAUGUACUUCAUUUUCAUGAAUUCAAGGCUCAACAUUCAUCGAUUCAAAAUGAUUGCUCGUUUCGGUUUGAUGCAUGUCGUUGCAACAAAUAUCUGCGUUUGGGUCAAAACGUUAGUUUUCGAGAGCUUAAAAGAAAUAACUCAAAUUGGACAAAAAAUUGGAAAACAAGAACUUGGAAUUAUAGAAAGCAUUAGACAACAUGCAUUGAACAAUGCUGGUACCAUCCUGGGUUUGGCUCCACGAGACAUGUCUCAGUUUCGUCUGGGUGGUGGUGACUUAUUGGAAACUCGGAGCACGACUUCUGCGACAACUCGAAAAAUAGCGAAGACAACAAUAUCAACGGUUGGUCGAUAUGCACGCUCAACAGCAAGAUCUGUAGCACGAGCGAUUACAGCUCACCCAGCUUCGACAACAACUGCAGUUCCAUUUACAUCAACCAUAACUACACCAGUGACAACUACCAUUGAAAGUGUGCCAACGUCUUCAACAACAACUAGCGAAAAAUUUAAUACUUUUUCACCAACAUUUUCGACUUUGAUCAAUGCUAUUACUAAAUAUUCUUCUUCGACUCUAAAAUCUUCAAACUUAAGUACCUUAACAUCAACAUCAAUUUACCCACCAACACCAACAUCAUCUCCUUUGUCUUCUUCAGAUCCUCUUUUCUGGGAUUUUGCUGAUGCUCCACAAAAAAAAAUUGAAAAUAGAGUUUCACAAAUUUUCGAUCUAGCAAAUUCGACAAAUAACAGUAAAGUUUGGAGUCCAAGUUUUGAAUCCUAUCAUUCAUCGCAACCUGCUGACAAUGCUUGUGGCCGCGUCAAUAUCAUGGGAAAUAUUGUGCAGGAAGCUGCACCAUAUCUAUUUCCUUUUAUAAUCGAGUACAGCUUAAUUGGAGCAGCCGUAAUUUAUAUUAUGUGGAAACAUAUUGGGCGUUAUCCACGCUAUCAAGCUGAGGCUGAUCUUGAACGCCGACUUGAAGCAAUGUUGUCACGCAGAGCGGUUGCACUUGCUCAUGCUGGGAAUGGGAGAGUUGAUUGUGUAGGAGCCAGUAAAGGUCUUUUCUUAGGUCUAUUUCUUCUUGUUGGAUCACUUAUCUGUUUGAUUCUUUUUUUUGUGCUUAUUCAUCAUCCCAAUUUUGGUUUACUUGCUAUUUAUUUAGCUGAUGUUUCACAUUGUGCUCUAAUGGUUCUUUCAAUAUUCGCUAUUAUUAUUGGUUUUAUUCGCGUCCAAAGAUUAAAAUUCAAAGCAGAAGAACAAAGUGAUCUUAAUGACAUUCUUCUUCGAGUUUCUGCAUUUGGAUUAUUUCUCUAUGCUGUUUUCAGUGUUAUUGCAGGUUCCUUCGCAGCGUUUACUCAUGAGCCAAAUCUUCUUGUCAUGGUAACUGGAGCACUCGCAAUUUUCCAAGUUAUUCUACAAAUGAUGUUUAUUGCCGAUGUUUCACGAAGACGUGUUCACCUUCCUGAACAUGAUCGUAGCAAGCCUGGACGUCAAGUUGUAACAUUUUUACUAAUUUGUAACGUUACUAUGUGGGUCAUAUAUACUUUUGAAAAUCGUAAAGUUGCUGAUAAUCCAGUUCAGCUUGACUUCUAUGGUUAUCUUGCUUGGACUCUUAUUCAGAGAGUUACUUUGCCUCUAUGCAUUUUUCACAGAUUUCACAGUGCAGUUACGCUUGCUGAAAUAUGGAAGACGAGCUAUAAAGCCCGUCUGGAGUAAAUAUUAAAAUCAUUGAAACGAAGAUUGAUUCGAAACUCUUUUAAUGUAGAAGAGAUAAUUAUUCAGUGAACUACAUGAGUUUACUCUAAAGUCAAAGUCUUCUAGCGCGAAAUUCUAAUUUUCAGUGUCAGGUGAAAUAUGAUGGUCAAACCAUUUUCUUUAUUCUAUAUUAUCUAAUAAAUUUUUAUACUUUUAUACCUUGGAACCUAUGUUUUGUGCAAUGAGCAUAUGCUUUAUAUACUUAUGCCAUGCACCAUAAAAUUCAACGUAGAUUUGAGUUUAUUUAUUUGUCUAAAUAUACACCUUUACAAGUAAAAGUCAAAAUUUUACUAUUGCACAAUUAAGAUAGAGAUCAUUAUUUCUUAAUUUUUUUCCAUAUAAUUGUUUUCGAGAAAUUAUAUUUUUUUUUUUGCCUAGCCAUGUUUAGUCAGUGUCUGUAAAGUACAAACUUGUUUUCAAUAUUUUAAGUAAUAUUUUAGACAGUUACAUAAAAUUUUUAUGUGUAACUUUUUAUUUAGCAUGCAUCAAUAAAGAACUGAUGUUUACUUCAAUAUAUUUUAAGCAGAAGACACAAAAAACGAAUGAUUAUUUAUGUUCACAAAGUACCAUGAUUGAAAAUAGUGUUUUCAAAAAAAAAAAUUACUUACUUUAUAAAAAAAAGAAAAAAUAUCGUAAAAUACCUUUGAAAAGGAGAAGAGAAUUCUAUUCCUAAAUUUAUUAUGAAUUAGGCAAACUAGAAAUUUAGAAAUGAUAUUGCUAAGGUAUGAAUAAAUUGACUGUAUCGAGAUAAGUAAGCAUUUAUCCAAAUCUAUAAAUGUUUUCCAUAACAAAAAUAUGCUUCAUAUAAAAAAAAAAAAGAGAUAAUUUAUA